AUGCUCUCAAGUGCAGUGAAAGCAAAAGAGCGAAGUCAGUGCGCUUCCAACUCAAGAAUCUUCAAACUCCUAGCAAGUGUGUGUGAAGCAUCCACCACACGUCACUGUGGUUCAUCAUCCACCACACGUCACUGUGGUUCAUCAUCCACCACACGUCACUGUGGUUCAGCAUCCACCACACGUCACUGUGGUUCAUCAUCCACCACACGUCACUGUGGUUCAUCAUCCACCACACGUCACUGUGAUUCAUCAUCCACCACACGUCACUGUGGUUCAUCAUCCACCACACGUCACUGUGAUUCAUCAUCCACCACACGUCACUGUGGUUCAUCAUCCACCACACGUCACUGUGGUUUAUCAUCCACCACACGUCACUGUGGUUCAUCAUCCACCACACGUCACUGUGAGUCAUCAUCCACCACACGUCACUGUGGUUCAUCAUCCACCACACGUCACUGUGGUUCAUCAUCCACCACACGUCACUGUGAUUCAUCAUCCACCACACGUCACUGUGGUUCAUCAUCCACCACACGUCACUGUGGUUCAUCAUCCACCACACGUCACUGUGGUUCAUCAUUCAAUAUAUAG
Molecule: messenger RNA, 588 nt
Organism: Procambarus clarkii (red swamp crayfish)
Lineage: Eukaryota; Metazoa; Arthropoda; Malacostraca; Decapoda; Cambaridae
Product: DNA topoisomerase 1-like
Source: RefSeq, a predicted model, not a curated record